CUGGGCCACAGUUCAGUUUGUUUUUUACGCAACAGCCCCGGACUCGCUUCACUCCUGCAGAGUCAAGGCAGAACCUGUUAAGCAGAGAUGGCUGAUCUAAUGGAAAAUGAGGUAUUUAGGGCUUUCACCACCUAUGCUGCCGUUGUCAUUGUGAAGAUGAUGCUGAUGGGUCCCUUGACUGGAUACUUCCGCUUCUCCAGAGGGGCUUUCUCUAAUGAGGAAGAUGUUGGCAGAAAGUCUGCAGAGGAGAAGAAGAAGAUGCUGAGAACCCAUCCAGACGUGGAGCGUGUUCGAAGGUGUCACAUGAACGACCUGGAGAACAUUAUUCCCUUCGUGGUGAUCGGCCUCCUCUACGCCCUGACCUCACCUGAGCUUUCAACUGCUCUGCUUCACUUCCGCAUCUUUGCCGGAGCGCGGAUCUUCCACACUGUCGCCUACGUCGGCGUUCUGCCUCAGCCCAGCAGGGGUCUGUCCUGGAUCCUGGGCAUGCUGGUCACCUUCUCCAUGGCUUACAGGGUGCUCAGCACAGUUCUCCUCCUGUAGACAUGACACUGGACCAGUGGACCUGAACCUGUUCUCUUCCAUUUGUCACUUCUGCUACAUGUUUCUACGAGCUUCAUUAUUAUCGAUACUUACCAUUUAUUCAUUGCAUUCCCUUUGACUUGCCAAAAUUAUGAAUUGGAAAUGUAUUUUUAAUAAACUUUACUAUCAAA
This is a messenger RNA of Platichthys flesus (European flounder), 713 nucleotides long. Its product is annotated as microsomal glutathione S-transferase 1-like. Gene Ontology annotation, molecular function: glutathione transferase activity. The record is from RefSeq and is a predicted model, not a curated record. The transcript is spliced from 4 exons. The coding region runs from base 88 to 543 and encodes 151 amino acids. Gene Ontology annotation, cellular component: membrane; mitochondrion. NCBI's taxonomy places the organism in Eukaryota, Metazoa, Chordata, Actinopteri, Pleuronectiformes, Pleuronectidae.